UACAGGUGAAAAAAAUGAGGAUGAAGAGCAAAGAGCCCAUUUCUGAAGAAAUGGACGUUGAAGAGCAAGCCAAUGAUAAGCCGAGUAAGUCUGGUUCUUUAUCUAGUUCCACACCUCAUGCAUCGAACAUGAGAGACAACACAGGUUCUUUAUCUAGAUCCACACCUCAGGCAUCAAACAUGAGCGUGAACACAGACGUGCAUGGAAAGACAGGCAGUUCCCCUGAGUUGAGGAUGGUGCUGGUUGGGAAGAUUGGAGUUGGGAAAAGUGCCUCAGGAAACACCAUCCUGGGCAAAAAGGAGUUUAAAUCACAAGCCAGUAACUCCUCGGUUACAAAAGUAUGUGAGAAGAGAGAAGGAGAGGUUUCUGGGAGACGUGUUGUUGUGGUCGACACUCCAGCCUUUGGCACAGACCUCUCUCUGGAUGAAGUCAUUGAAGAAGAAUGCAUUGCUCUGUCUGCCCCGGGACCCCACGCUAUUCUCCUGGUGAUUGAGGUGGGCCGAUUCACAGGUGAAGACAAGGGAACAGUUGAGACAAUCCUGAGGAGAUAUGGAGAUGGAGCUGGGAGAUACACGAUGGUCCUUUUCACCAACCGGGACAAACUAGGAGAGAAGAAAAUUAAGGAGUUCAUUCAGGGAGCCAGCAAAGAGCUCCGGGAGCUUGUUGAGAAGUGUGGGUGCCGUUAUCAUGCCUUCAACAACAAGAACAUGAGCGAUCACACCCAGGUCACUGAGCUACUGGAAAAGAUAGACAGGAUGGUGGAAGAGAAUGAAGGAAGCUACUACACCAGUGAGAUGAUCAUACAGGUGAAAAAAAUGAGGAUGAAGAGCAAAGAGCCCAUUUCUGAAGAAAUGGACGUUGAAGAGCAAGCCAAUGAUAAGCCGAGUAAGUCUGGUUCUUUAUCUAGUUCCACACCUCAUGCAUCGAACAUGAGAGACAACACAGGUUCUUUAUCUAGAUCCACACCUCAGGCAUCAAACAUGAGUGUGAACACAGACGUGCAUGGAAAGACAGGCAGUUCCCCUGAGUUGAGGAUGGUGCUGGUUGGGAAGAUUGGAGUUGGGAAAAGUGCCUCAGGAAACACCAUCCUGGGCAAAAAGGAGUUUAAAUCACAAGCCAGUAACUCCUCGGUUACAAAAGUAUGUGAGAAGAGAGAAGGAGAGGUUUCUGGGAGACGUGUUGUUGUGGUCGACACUCCAGCCUUUGGCACAGACCUCUCUCUGGAUGAAGUCAUUGAAGAAGAAUGCAUUGCUCUGUCUGCCCCGGGACCCCACGCUAUUCUCCUGGUGAUUGAGGUGGGCCGAUUCACAGGUGAAGACAAGGGAACAGUUGAGACAAUCCUGAGGAGAUAUGGAGAUGGAGCUGGGAGAUACACGAUGGUCCUUUUCACCAACCGGGACAAACUAGGAGAGAAGAAAAUUAAGGAGUUCAUUCAGGGAGCCAGCAAAGAGCUCCGGGAGCUUGUUGAGAAGUGUGGGUGCCGUUAUCAUGCCUUCAACAACAAGAACAUGAGCGAUCACACCCAGGUCACUGAGCUACUGGAAAAGAUAGACAGGAUGGUGGAAGAGAAUGAAGGAAGCUACUACACCAGUGAGAUGAUCAUACAGGUGAAAAAAAUGAGGAUGAAGAGCAAAGAGCCCAUUUCUGAAGAAAUGGACGUUGAAGAGCAAGCCAAUGAUAAGCCGAGUAAGUCUGGUUCUUUAUCUAGUUCCACACCUCAUGCAUCGAACAUGAGAGACAACACAGGUUCUUUAUCUAGAUCCACACCUCAGGCAUCAAACAUGAGCGUGAACACAGACGUGCAUGGAAAGACAGGCAGUUCCCCUGAGUUGAGGAUGGUGCUGGUUGGGAAGAUUGGAGUUGGGAAAAGUGCCUCAGGAAACACCAUCCUGGGCAAAAAGGAGUUUAAAUCACAAGCCAGUAACUCCUCGGUUACAAAAGUAUGUGAGAAGAGAGAAGGAGAGGUUUCUGGGAGACGUGUUGUUGUGGUCGACACUCCAGCCUUUGGCACAGACCUCUCUCUGGAUGAAGUCAUUGAAGAAGAAUGCAUUGCUCUGUCUGCCCCGGGACCCCACGCUAUUCUCCUGGUGAUUGAGGUGGGCCGAUUCACAGGUGAAGACAAGGGAACAGUUGAGACAAUCCUGAGGAGAUAUGGAGAUGGAGCUGGGAGAUACACGAUGGUCCUUUUCACCAACCGGGACAAACUAGGAGAGAAGAAAAUUAAGGAGUUCAUUCAGGGAGCCAGCAAAGAGCUCCGGGAGCUUGUUGAGAAGUGUGGGUGCCGUUAUCAUGCCUUCAACAACAAGAACAUGAGCGAUCACACCCAGGUCACUGAGCUACUGGAAAAGAUAGACAGGAUGGUGGAAGAGAAUGAAGGAAGCUACUACACCAGUGAGAUGAUCAUACAGGUGAAAAAAAUGAGGAUGAAGAGCAAAGAGCCCAUUUCUGAAGAAAUGGACGUUGAAGAGCAAGCCAAUGAUAAGCCGAGUAAGUCUGGUUCUUUAUCUAGAUCCACACCUCAGGCUUCAAACAUGAGAGACAACACAGGUUCUUUAUCUGGAGCCACACCUCAGGCAUCAAACACGAGAGACAAUGCAGAGUUGAGGAUUGUGCUGCUUGGGAAGACUGGAGUUGGGAAGAGUGCUGCAGGAAACACCAUCCUUGGAAAAAGGGAGUUUGAUUCGAAACUCAGCUCCACUUCCAUAACUAAUAAGUGUAGGAAGGGCACAGAAGAAGUUGCUGGGAGACACGUAGCUGUGAUUGACACUCCCGGCCUGUUUGGCACAGAGCUCACUGCUGAUCAGAUUAAACAGGAAAUUGAGAACUGUGUCACUCUGUCUGCCCCGGGACCCCACGCUUUGCUGUUGGUGCUACAGGUAGGCCGAUACACCCAGAGAGAGACGGAAGCAGUGAAGAUUAUUUUGGGUGAGAGUGCUGCCAGAUACAUGAUGGUCCUUUUCACCCAUGGAGACAGUCUGGAAAAUGGCAUGACAAUUGAGGAGUACAUUAAGGGAGUCGAAGGGGAUCUCCAGCAGCUUAUUGAUAAAUGUGGGGACAGGUAUCAUGUCUUUAACAAUAAAGACAAGCGCAAUACAGCUCAAGCUAUUGAACUGGUCAUGGAAAUAGAGGCAAUGGUGGAAACUAAUUGUUGGAGUUAUUACACCAUGGAGAUGUACAAUAAGGCAGCUGCAUCCACCAGUCAAAAACUAGAAACAAAAGAGAGGAAGGAAAGUUCACAGAAUAUGAAAAUGGUGGAAUCUAAUUAUGAGAGCUGCUACACUGUCAAUGCAUCCACCUGUCAAAAUGUAGAAAUGGAGAAGGGGAAAGUGAAGGAAGAAGAGCCACUGUAUAAGUUCAAAUGUAGUUUAAUAUAAUCUGUUUAACAUCUCUGAUGUGUUUAUUGAAUGUCCUCUGCAUGUUAUUUUCUGUACUAAUAUGAGCUUGACUUUGUAUUUUUAUUUGAAGCAGUCAAUGAUUAAUAACCAAAGCUUAACAUUGUAUUUAGCUCUAUAAAUCAGUAUGAAUUUCCUUUUAGUACACCUUCUAUUGCCAUGCAUAAAAAAGCUAAAUACAAAAUGAAUUCUGUGUCAGUAAAUUCUGAAAAACAAAUAAAUUGUUAAGAA
Messenger RNA from Acipenser ruthenus (sterlet), 3623 nucleotides. RefSeq names its product GTPase IMAP family member 8-like. Gene Ontology annotation, molecular function: GTP binding. The transcript is spliced from 13 exons. The coding region runs from base 15 to 3374 and encodes 1119 amino acids. The record is from RefSeq and is a predicted model, not a curated record. Lineage: Eukaryota; Metazoa; Chordata; Actinopteri; Acipenseriformes; Acipenseridae.